ACCCUCAUUUCGAGACUAGGGAUAUAAGCGGACCUUUCUGGCUUGAGAUUGUUAUUAGAGUCCAACUUUCACACGAUGAUAACCUUUGUCGUGUUAUUGGCUGUGGGAUUUGCCGCGGGUGUCCCGCGUGGUUCGCCGCAGAAGCCAUUAAUCAGGCCCGUAGGCCCACCACCUGUCGGGGGAAAAGGAACCACCCCAUUUGCACGUUUCCCAAGUGUACCAAAGAACGGGACGAUUGGCAUUGAAAAUGACCUGAUCCUAACUCCAGAACAACAUGCGAUGAUGUUCGAAACAGACGACAAUGGGAGGACGAAGAGGAAGGCCUGGAAGGGGGACAAAUUCAGAUGGACCCACAACACGAUGCCAUAUUACUUUAACGGAAACGACUACACCGAACACCAGAAGAAAGAGAUCCGAGAGGCCAUGGACGUCUACGAGGCAGAAACCUGUCUCAAGUUCAGACCAGCUACCUCAUCUGAUGUCAACAAAGUCCGCUUCAAACAGGGGCAAGGAUGCAACUCUCAACUCGGAAUGGUUGGUGGAUCCCAAGAUCUCAACCUGGACAGCGCUGGCUGCAGAUGGAAAGGUCUGUACUGGCACGAGAUCGGUCACGCUAUUGGUCUUGUACACGAACAUCAACUGCCAGAGAGGGAUCGGUUUAUAAAAAUCAAUUGGAACAACGUAAACCAAGCUUUUAAUGAUGCCUUCAGCACUUACAAGGACUCUGAGCUCGUGAGGUUCGGUAUUCCAUACGAUCUCUCCUCUGUCAUGCACUAUGAAGUUAAGGCUUUCAGUCAGACUGGUGGGCAGACGAUUAUACCACGUGACAGGUCGAAGGAGCCGUGGAUUGGUAAUGUUUGGAUCUCACAGAUGUCCUUCACCGAUGUUAUGAUCGUCAACAAAAUGUACAAGUGCGCUGAAAAAUGUCCCAAAAUUGAUUGCAAAGGUGGAUUCGUCAAUAAGGAAUGCAAGUGUGUUACACCAAAAUCCUAUUUUGAUUCCCACUGCAUUAACGAGCACCACGACGAGGCCGAGUGCUACGAGAGAGCCCACAAGGGAGACUGCGACAGGGACUAUGGCUUCAUGAACUUCAAGUGCAGGAAGGCCUGUAACAGGUGUGCGAUGUAUGGUAUGGACGAUCUCAUCAAGGGAAAGCCAGGUGAAUGCUUCAACCUGUAUUUCGAUGAUGCCAAAUGUGACGCAUGGGCCGCUGCGGGAGAUUGUGACAAAUACCCAUCUUGGAUGAAAAGGCAGUGCAAGAAAUCAUGUGGAACAUGCAAGAGUGACUGGGGUAAAUGCCUGAACAUGGAAUUUGACUACUCCUGUGAUGAUUGGGCUGAGAGAGGCGAAUGUGAGGCAAACCCGGAAUGGAUGAAGAACAAGUGCUCAGACUCCUGUAAAGUAUGUGGUUACAUCACCAGAGGCAAAUGUGAGAAUGAUCACCCGAAAGAGGAAGAGUGUUUAAAAUGGUCACGAGACGGACAGUGCGUUGAUGACGAUCUUACCAAAGCUUUCUGGAUGCGGAAGAACUGUGCUGCCUCGUGCAACUCAUGCGGAUUCGGGAAGGGUCAAUGCGAGAAUGAGUUGGACGACUUUGAAUGUGACAAGCUGGCAUACGAGGGAGGGUGUCAAACAGACCCAACCAAGGUACUCAAGCAAUGCAAGAAAUCAUGUAACAGCUGUGAUUACGGCGUAAGAGGUGACUGCGACAAUAUGUACGAGCUAAUGUACAACCGCGCUGAUGCAUGCAACUACUGGGCUGACCAAGGAAGCUGUGAUUUCAACACGGGAUUUAACAUCAUGAUGUGUGCUAGCUCCUGCAACAGGUGUGGCCAACCAGAAGACCUGGCCGCAAAUUGCCGCGACCUGCAGGAAGAAGAUAAAUGCAUAAAAUGGGUGCAGUCUGGUGAAUGCGACAGCAAUGCUGGUUUCAUGAAGUACAACUGUGCCAAGUCUUGUAAAUCAUGCCAUCUCUUAACGACAGACAAGAUCUGUGCCGAUACCUCCGGGAAGUACAUGUGUGACUUCUGGAACGCCAAAGGCGAAUGCGAGAACAACCCAUCGUGGAUGGAGCAAAACUGUCGGUUGACCUGUGGGAAGUGCAAGCCAGGAGAACGAGUUGUUGAAGAUCCAGGAUGGCCUAAAUGUGAUAACAUCAGUCCGGAUGCAUCGUGUGCUGAUUGGGCGUCACGUGGGGAAUGUAAGAACAACCAGGUCUGGAUGGAGCAUCACUGUAAUAAGGCGUGCCACAACAAGGAGUGUGGAGGCGACGUCGAUCUUACUGACCCAUGUGUCAAUAAACACGAGGACUGCGAGAUGUGGGCGAAGUCUGGCCAAUGCGAGCAGGGCGACUACAUGAAAAACAACUGUUACAAGGCUUGUAAUUCCAAUGAGUGCGGCGGUGGUGAUAGUGGCACAGAUGGCGGCACAGAUGGUGGCACAGAAGGCGAAACUAAAUUGUGCGAAGACAAACACGAGAACUGCGAAGAUUGGGCGAAAGGUGACCAGUGUAAUUUAGCGCCAGGCUACAUGAACCCCAACUGUUACAAGUCGUGUCACCCCGAGGAGUGCGGCGGCAGCACUGGUGGUGGAGGAGCUGAAUGUACCAGUAAUCAUGAAAACUGCAAGAUGUGGGCAGAGACAGGCCAGUGUGAGACAGGCGCCGAAUACAUGCUAAAGAAUUGCUACAAAUACUGCAGACCUGACGAAUGUGGUGGAGACACUAGCGGAGGUGGUAACUGCGUCGACGAGCGAUCCGAGUGCAAGGAUUGGUACGACUGGGGCCACUGCGAGCUCAACCCCACCGUCAAGAAGAACUGUCCCAAGUCAUGCGGCACAUGUUAGGGCAACGGUCUCAGAAUCUACGAUAAUUUGAUGGAUUUCAAUUAGAAUAAAAGCAUCAAACCUGUAUUUCCCACAAAUGUAGUCAUGUUCUUUUUUCGAAUAUUGGCGUAUUUGGAAAGGUUUCUGCUGUAAGGCACAAAUGAAAGCAGAUUAUUGUAAGAUCGUAACUUGAGGAACUGGUCCUCCGCUCGUUCAAAACACUUUACCCUCGUCCCAUCUGCUCGUUCUGUCCUGGGGACACCCGGUUUUACUGUGGGGCCCGUGUGGGCCGAAUUGGGCAGUAAACAAUCUUGACACUAGAGGUGCUGAUUUCGUUCCUUACAACGCCUCUAGUUGCCACCAUCUUGAAAAGCAGUACUGCGGAUAUA
Lineus longissimus is the source of this 3212-nucleotide messenger RNA. Its product is annotated as protein draper-like. The record is from RefSeq and is a predicted model, not a curated record. Bases 76 to 2844 code for a protein of 922 amino acids. The transcript has 23 exons. Lineage: Eukaryota; Metazoa; Nemertea; Pilidiophora; Heteronemertea; Lineidae. Gene Ontology annotation, molecular function: metalloendopeptidase activity; zinc ion binding. Gene Ontology annotation, biological process: proteolysis.